Molecule: messenger RNA, 1547 nt
Organism: Bombina bombina (fire-bellied toad)
Lineage: Eukaryota; Metazoa; Chordata; Amphibia; Anura; Bombinatoridae
Product: E3 SUMO-protein ligase ZBED1-like
Exons: 2
Coding region: 45-1220 (391 amino acids)
Molecular function (GO): protein dimerization activity
Source: RefSeq, a predicted model, not a curated record
UGUCCGAUAAAUAUGUAGUGCUUGUGACCGACAAUGCGUCGAACAUGAUUGUUGCUGCUCAAGUUGGAAAAUUCCCUCAUGUAAAAUGUUUCGCCCAUACACUGAAUCUCGCAUCCCAGCGGGCGCUGAAAGUGGUCACGCUCUCCAGGCUUUUAGGCAGAGUGCGACGAAUAUCAACAUUUUUUCACCACAGCACUACAGCAAACCACUGUCUGAAAGAAAAACAGAAAUGUCUUGGCCUGAAGAAUCAUAAGCUGAUAACUGAUGUGACAACAAGGUGGAACAGCUCACAUGACAUGGUCGAGAGGUUCCUAGAACAGCAACUUGCAAUCUGUGCCACAUUGUUGUCUCCAGAAGUCAGAAAAAGUGAGUCAGAUCUCUGCACUCUCAACGAAACAGAUGUGUCAAAUGCAGAGGAUGCUGUGAGUGCAUUAAAGCCAAUGAAAGAUGCAACCACACUGAUGUCAGAAGAGCGCAAUCCAACUGUUUCUCUCAUUGCCCCUCUAAAUGCACAACUGCUCCAGAACAUGACAGACACCAUGGGAGACACACCCAUGAUCCAUGAGAUCAAGAAUGCCAUCAAAACAGAUCUUCUGAAGAGGUACAGCAGUGAGGCAGAGAAGAAGAUACUUUAUACAGCCUCUGCCCUGGAUCCUCGUUUUAAGGGACUGCCUUUUAUUCUCACAGAGGAGGAGAGAUUGGAGAUACACAGAGGAGUGACUGAGGAGGCUGCAUCCUUGGAGAUUGAGUGUACUAGUACAGUUACAUCUAGGAGGACAAACGUGGAUGAAGUGCCACUGCCUGAGGGAAAAGAAACUCUGGAAGAAGAAUCACCCAUCGAGGAGGAUAACCCUUCUCCUCCCAAAAGAAAGUCCACAUCGCUGCUCAUGACUUUGCUGGGACAGUCUUUCACUGACACUGAAGGUACAAUAGAACCCAAGACCCCCUAUGCCAAGGCUGAAGAGGAAAUAGAGAAAUAUUGUAAAGCCCCAUCUCUGCCUCUCACUGAAGACCCUUUGAAAUGGUGGCAUGUACAUGAGGUCAUAUUUCCCCUCCUCUCUCAUUUGACAAAGCGAUACUUGUGUAUCCCAGGUACAAGCGUGUCUGCAGAGCGGGUUUUCUCCACUGCAGGAGAUGUGGUAACGGCAAAAAGAAGCACCCUCAAACCAGAGCAUGUGGAUCAACUAGUGUUCUUACAGAAAAACCUACAUAUUCCAUAAUUCUGAGUAGUGAUUCAGGUUUAUAAUAUUAAUAUUUAAUGUUUUUUGGCACAUCCAGAAGAAUGUGCUGUGUGCCCCACUGCCCAGUGCAGACUACUGUUAAGUUAUUUUAUAUUUGUUACUGUUAUAUAGCUUAUAGCUUUUUGAAAAAUGAAGCUUAAAACCUUGAGUAAAUCUUUGUUGGAUCACAAAAUAUACUAGUACACUACACGACACGACCGACCACGUCACUCUGUCACAGUCACACACACACACAAACAAUACAAAAGAAACAACACACAACUGCACACACCUCAUGUGUGCGUGUCAGUGUCACCCUUCACCAUG